Phragmites australis (common reed) is the source of this 3690-nucleotide messenger RNA. RefSeq names its product lysine-specific demethylase JMJ706-like. The coding region runs from base 648 to 3191 and encodes 847 amino acids. Lineage: Eukaryota; Viridiplantae; Streptophyta; Magnoliopsida; Poales; Poaceae. The transcript is spliced from 11 exons. Gene Ontology annotation, biological process: chromatin remodeling. The record is from RefSeq and is a predicted model, not a curated record. Gene Ontology annotation, molecular function: histone demethylase activity. Gene Ontology annotation, cellular component: nucleus.
CCUGGCUGGCGCUGCCCACGGACGGAGGAGAGAGAAACAAUCAAACAGACAGCGCUUCUUUCUGCUGUUCUGGCUGCCCACGCGGUUCCGUUAGCGGUGGCGUUUGGUGGAACAAACUCCGACGACCUCUCUCUGUGUGUCUCUCUCGUCCCUCCCGCGGCCACGGCGACGGGACGGACUCCAACGACCACCACCACCACACAUACGGCAACACAACAGCAGGGGUCUCUCCUCUUACGGUUUGGUUUCCUUUUCCCCAUAACAACCCAACCCAACCCCGGCUGCUUUGCUUCUUUGGUUGCUCCAACCUCCCCCACAAAUACUAACAACCACCCACGUCGUCCCCCCCGUUCCGUCCCGUCCCGUCCCGUCCCGUUCCCUCCUCCCCCCCCCCCACCCCUCCUUCCGGCGCCGGCCGACCUCUCGCCGGCCACCACUGCCCCGCCCGCCGGUGGGACCCACCGCCCUCCCCAUUGCUGGCCCUCCUCCUCCCUGUCCGGCGCCGCGCGGGAAACUAACACGAUAGAAAGGCUUCCUGUUUGUGGCGCGUCGGAUCCCCGGCCCUCCAGCUCGUCGGGGCCUCCAGAGGGGAAUGUGGGACCCGUGCCGCCGGGGAUUUCUCUAGUUCGACUCGGCCGCCCAGCGACAUGGUGGAAGGUAGGAGCUACCUCCCUGCAGAGGUCAGGAAUGGCCUUGAGACCCUGAAGCGGCGGAGGCUCGAGAGAAUGCGUUUGAGUGCUCAGAACAAAGCAGGUGACAAUCCUGCGGUGCCUGCAAGAAGCGGUGGGGAUGCGUUGCGGAGCCCUGCAAACUGCGGGGUAAGAUUGCAUUCGAAAAACGGUACAGGCUUAUCGGGACAUGUUCAGGACAAGGAUCCUUUUGCAAAGCGCAAGGUGGAAAAGUUCGAUAUGUCCAACCUCGAAUGGAUAGAUAGGAUACCAGAGUGUCCUGUUUAUUGUCCCACCAAGGAGGAAUUUGAGGAUCCCAUUGCUUAUAUACAGAAGAUUGCGCCUGAGGCUGCAAAAUAUGGUAUUUGCAAAAUUGUGUCUCCUGUAAGCGCUUCUGUUCCUGCUGGUGUCGUGCUGAUGAAGGAGCAGUCCAAUUUUAAGUUCAUGACUAGAGUUCAGCCCCUUCGUCUUGCCGAAUGGGCUGAAGACGAUACAGUCACUUUCUUUAUGAGCGGAAGAAAGUACUCAUUCCGAGACUAUGAGAAAACGGCCAACAAAGUGUUCUGUAAGAAAUAUUCCAGCGCAAGUUGUCUCCCAGCUAGGUACGUGGAGGAGGAAUUCUGGCGUGAAAUUGCUUUUGGAAAGAUGGAUUUCGUAGAAUAUGCCUGCGAUGUUGAUGGGAGUGCCUUCUCUUCUUCUCCUCAUGAUCAACUUGGGAAAAGCAACUGGAACCUCAAGAAUUUUUCACGGCUCCCCAAUUCUGUUCUGAGACUUCUUCAGACGCCAAUUCCAGGAGUAACAGAUCCAAUGCUUUAUAUUGGGAUGCUCUUCAGCAUGUUUGCAUGGCAUGUGGAAGAUCACUAUUUGUACAGCAUCAAUUACCAUCAUUGUGGAGCAUUUAAGACAUGGUAUGGGAUACCAGGCGAUGCGGCUCCUGGGUUUGAAAGGGUUGCUAGCCAGUAUGUAUAUAACAAGGACAUUAUGAUUGGUGAUGGAGAGGAUGCAGCAUUUGAUGUUCUACUGGGGAAGACGACGAUGUUCCCUCCAAAUAUCUUGCUAGACCACAAUGUUCCUGUAUAUAAAGCUGUGCAAAAACCUGGAGAGUUUGUUAUUACUUUCCCUCGUUCUUACCACGCGGGCUUCAGCCACGGCUUUAAUUGUGGAGAGGCUGUUAACUUUGCUAUUGGUGAUUGGUUUCCUCUUGGUUCUCUGGCUAGCAAGCGCUACGCACUUCUGAACAGAACUCCAUUGCUUGCACAUGAGGAGCUACUUUGUCAGUCUGCUGUGCUUCUGUCCCAAAAACAGUUGAGCUGUGAUCCAAAAUCCUUGGAUAAGUCGGAACAUCCAUACUCCCAAUAUUGUGUGAAAUCCUGCUUUGUGCGGUUGAUGCGAUUUCAUCGACGUGCACGAGGCCUCCUUGCUAAAAUGGGUUCUCAGAUAUGCUAUAAGCCAAAAACAUAUUCAAAUCUAUCCUGUAGCAUGUGCCGGCGUGAUUGCUACAUUACACAUGUGCUGUGCGGGUGUAACUUUGAUCCUGUCUGCCUACAUCACGAGCAAGAACUGCGGAGCUGUCCUUGUAAGUCUAACCGCAUUGUCUAUGUUAGAGAGGACAUACUGGAGCUAGAGGCACUAUCAAGAAAAUUUGAGCAGGAUAUCUGCUUGGAUAAGGAAAGAAGUUACACUGUCUCAUAUGAGGCUGAGAUUUCUGAUAUUAAUGUCGAGCAUGUCCCAAAAUUUGGGACUACACUGGAUUUCAGCAACAAAAAAGCUGUCGUUUCGGUCUCAGUUACUGCUGAUGAUGGAAUGAUUUCUCCUGUGGCAUCAAUUUUGACAUCUUCUAUGCAUCAUGAGGAACCCAGGCCAGCACAAGCAAGGGCCAUAAUCACAUCAAUGACCAAAGGAAGUUACACUGUGGAUGAGGCUUCAUCUGGCAUGGAUGAUGCUUGUAAUGAACUCGGAUCGUGUAAUGCUUCAGCCAUGGAAUGCAGUGACAAUUCCGAAUCUGAAUCUGAAAUCUUCCGAGUCAAGCGCAGGUCCACCAUGCUUGACAAGCCUGCUUGUGACACAAAGACACCAAACUUGUCCGAACAGCAGGUUCUGAGGCGGCUGAAGAAGGUUCGUCCUGAAGUACAACGGGUCAGUAAGAGACCGGAAGAAUCUGACAAUUCUGAUAAUUGUUCAGCUCGUUCUGUCCGUAUGAGCCAGAAGAGCUCAAAUUCUGCUUCUUCUGAUGAAGAAAGAGAGGACACGAUUCCCAUUUCUUGGAGGAUAAGGCGACGCCAGUUGGAAGCUCAGCACGAUGAGACUAGUCACGGUCCAAAGCCGAAGUUGUAUCCAACUUCCAGCAGUUGUAAUCGUGAAGAGUUUGUGGAGACGACUAGAGAUGCAGCAGCAGAGGUCCGUCCAAAACGAGUGAAAAUCCGGCUACCUUCUAGUGCAAAUAGACAGGCAGAACAGCGCAGCUCCUGGCAGAGAUUUGCAAGGGAUGACAAGUUUUCGCUUGGUUGUCCGCGUACAUUUUAGGGUAAUCGCUGACCCACAGGUGCUAACCUCAAGAGAUGAAUUCUUCGUGUUAGGUGUGUUCUUAACUACACUGAGAGCUGGGACCAAUCAGGCGUGUGGCAAGGCUGAUUAGCACAGGUGCUGACCGACUUUAGAAUUGGCAGCAGAGGAGGUGGUUGGCUAAUCGAUUCUUUGUGCAACAGGGCCUCCAAUUUGAGGCCUAGGUGCACGCUUGCUUAGAAGACAGACACGUGUGACAAUAUUCUUGUUGCUGGAGGUUUUCUCGGUCACUGCCGCUCGCUCUUUGAUGCCUGCCUGUGCAAGAGAACCCCGGGCUACCCUUACUUGAUUCCUCUGCUAGUGUUUAGCAUUAGCCUAGCUGUAUUUCUCUCUCUGUACGCCCUUUACUUUUUGUUAUUUCUUGUCAACAACCUUAGCUGCUACACUACGGCUAACUGUAUUCUUUUGUUACCUUAACCUGCUCCUUCAUAUUCAAUCCAAUAUUGAAUUAUUUUUCGGA